AUGGCACUGGAGAGUAGUACCCCAACAGGUGGUGGUGCCCCUGCGGGUAACUCCAGCGAUUUUGUCCGAAAGCUCUACAAUAUAGUUUCUGACAAUGACUCUGUUGGUAGAAUGCUCGAGGAUCCGUCGUACUCGCAAAUUGUUCGCUGGGGAGACGACAAUGACAGCUUCGUCGUAUUAGAGUGCGAAAAAUUCACCAAAUCAAUACUUCCGAAGCACUUCAAACACAGUAAUUUUGCGAGCUUCGUCCGACAACUCAACAAGUACGACUUCCAUAAAGUCCGCCAAAAUAAUGAAGAGUCUGGUCAAUCACCCUACGGACCCAAUGCUUGGGAGUUCAAGCACCCCGAGUUCAAGGCCAACAACAAAGAAUCAUUGGAUAAUAUUCGGAGGAAAGCCCCAGCGCCACGAAAACCCGCCCAGUUGAACGAGGAAACAUUCCAUACCCAACAGUUCGACAUGCUGAACCAGCAACUUGUAGCUCAGGCCCAGCAGUUUCAGCAGUUAAGCGAUCGUUUCUCACAAUUGGCUUUGGAAAAUCAAAUGAUGCAAACUGAAGUCCGGAGAGUUCAGAAAUCGAUGUUAAGCCACGAGCAGGUUCUCCACUACAUGAUGAACUACCUGCAUGGCGUCGAUGCACGACACAGACGAGAGAGCAGAACACAGGUGUCGUUCCAGGGGACCACCGGGCCAGACUUAAGCCCUUCCCAAGUUGCACCGGCUGAAGAGGAGGCGGCUUCUCCUUUACAGCAAGCCAGCAAAAUUCUGAGCGAGCUGAGCAACGAAAUUCAAAUGAACUUGGGUAGUCUGGAAUCCAUGACCGACAUUCAAAGUCGGCUUCCCGGAGCCGCCCCCACGCCGCCUCUUGAUCAGACUCAGCGGAAUGGAACGAUAAGGCCUCCCACUUCCUCUGGUUCCACAUCGUCACUGGGAUAUUCUAAGCUAAAUGGCGAACUGGAACAGCUGGUUUAUCCCGUUGGUGCUCCCAAUGGGAUUGAACCACUGUAUAGCGAGCAUGUUAACAACAUUCCGUAUUCCUUUCCCCCUAAAGAGCUCGAUCCUAAUGACCCAAGGCGACAAUACGUGGAUGGACGCAAGAAGAGCAUGUACGUAAACCCAGGUUGGGUACAGCCUCCGCGCAUUCUCUUGGUUGAGGAUGACCAGACUUGUCGUCAAGUUGGUGGGAAGUUUUUGCUUUCAUUCUGUUGCACUGUUGAUUAUGCGCUCGAUGGCCUUGAAGCCGUUAAUAAAAUACAAGAAGGUUCUAAAUACGAUCUCAUCUUGAUGGAUAUCAUUAUGCCGAAUCUUGAUGGCGUUUCCGCUUGCAGUGUAAUUAGAAGGGUUGACACUACUCCGAUAAUCGCCAUGACAUCAAAUAUUCGCAGCAGCGACAUUGAGCUUUAUUUCCAGCAUGGCAUGAACGAUGUUCUUCCAAAACCGUUUACCCGCCAGAGCCUCCUCACUGUGCUCGAAAGACACCUAAAUCACCUAAAAACUAUACCAAACACAAUGGAAGCACCACAAUCAGCCAUUAUUGCGCCCAUCGCCCAAAACUCAGCUGCGCAGUCCGUCAAGGACGAGAAUUCUCCAGGCCAAUCGCCAGCUGCAUCGAUGAAUAACUGGCAGUCCCCCGGCCAAUUCCAGGGCAUGUCGCCCAUCACCCCCAGUGUCCCCAGUCAGUACAUGCAGCAGCAAACCCCAACCACUGCAGCUGCAGCUGCAGCAUUUGCGCUAGACCAAAACGGGGUCCAAUUCCCACACCCACAACCGCAACUCUCCACGAUGAACCCCACGGCGGCCACGGCGUCACGCGUCCAAAAUCGCCGUCAGAUGUCGGACAUAGCUGGCGCAGCCGAUGGGAACUCGUUCCCUAAACGACAAAAGAUCUUUACGCAUAACACUCAGACAGUUGUGAAUCCCAUGCAAACGAAUCGCAUAACCUAAAGAUUCCGUUUCUAUAUAUGUUUCGCUUCCGGCAUCGGUCGUAUCAUAUCGUGCCGAAUCCAUGUCGUUUCCUGUUGGCAAUGCCGCCAUCGUGCGUACUUCUUCUUAAGUCAUGGCUCCUCUUCUCAUCCCCCUAUCGCUCUCCUCCUUUGACUUUUUAUUGUUCUUUUUGGCCUAUUAAAAAGGUUUUUGGAUGGAAGCCAGCACCCUUCCUCUCCAGUUUUACCACGCAAACACACACACACAUAUAUAUAUAUAAAUAUAUGAGGAGACAGUGUACUGUGUGUCUAAUGGGUAUAAAGUAUUCAUUUUCUUUCACUUGUUCUGGUUGAAACCUGCUGAAACUGUCUUCCUCAUCAUUUACACAUUACCAUUGUCAUGUUCGUACGAAGGCUAUUUUUAUCUUUACCCUAUCUUGCUGGCACACAAAUCGAUAAUGUUAUUUACCACUACCUGGGGUUCCCACGGCCCCGGACAAAGCGAAACUUCACGUCGUUAUAUUUGAUUUGCUGUUUUGAAAACUCACCUCACUUCCCUUAUCCCUCUAAAUACUCCACACGCAUGACUUGAGUUAGCCAUCUCUUGUCUCUCCCCCCCUUUCUCUCUUUUGCUCGCAGGGCAUACCAAAUCAAAAGACACACUCUAUUGGCGUUUUAUGGGUGAACCAAUCUGGGAUUUCUAUUUUCAUUUUCCUUUUCUCUUGCUCAUUUGUGUCACUUGGGGGAAAAACAUAGUCUAUUGAUAUUUCUUAUUUCAUUU
Messenger RNA from Histoplasma capsulatum G186AR, 2703 nucleotides. Its product is annotated as stress response regulator SrrA. Lineage: Eukaryota; Fungi; Ascomycota; Eurotiomycetes; Onygenales; Ajellomycetaceae. Bases 1 to 1944 code for a protein of 647 amino acids. The transcript is spliced from 7 exons. Gene Ontology annotation, molecular function: sequence-specific DNA binding; DNA-binding transcription factor activity; phosphorelay response regulator activity. The record is from RefSeq and is a predicted model, not a curated record. Gene Ontology annotation, biological process: phosphorelay signal transduction system; regulation of DNA-templated transcription.